AUGAAUAAAUACACUAAUAAGUAUGUACGAAAUAGGUUAAACUUACACCAGACGCCAUUGUAUCGUGUUACGGAAAGAGGAAGUUUGAAACCGGCAAGGAUGACACUGAACACUGAAUGCUCUCAAUGUGAGAUCACCAUUCAAGUGAAAACUGUAAGUGAGUGUGUGUCAGAACAAGAGUUGAUUGAUUGUACAAAAAUGGCAGCGUUAAAAGAAAUUGUUUCUCUGUAUCAAAAUUUGAAAAAUGAAUGGUCUAAACAGCCGUGGGAUUUAAAAAAAGCCGGUGAUUUACUUAAUCAAUUAAAGGUUGGAUUAACUCAUUUAAUUAUAGCAACCGAGGAUAUUCCAUCUUUUGAACGUUAUAUGUCUCAAUUAAAAUGCUAUUACUUUGAUUACAAGACAGCACUACCCGAAUCAACAUACAAGUAUCAAUUACUAGGAUUAAAUUUACUAUUUUUACUGUCACAAAAUAGAGUCGCUGAGUUUCACACAGAGUUGGAGUUACUUCCAGCCGAUCAAAUCCAGAAAAAUGUUUACAUCCGACACCCGUUGAGUUUAGAGCAAUGCUUAAUGGAAGGCUCUUACAAUAAAAUAUUUUUGGCGAAAGGAAACGUGCCAGCGGCUUCAUACAACUUCUUUAUAGACAUACUACUCAAUACAGUCCGCGAUGAGAUUGGAGCAUGUAUGGAAAGUGCCUACGAUAAAAUUUCGCUGAAGGAUGCAUCAAGGAUGUUGAACUUAAACAGUGAGAAAGAGACACUGGCUUUUGGUACCAAGAAAGGAUGGAAAGUUACUCCGGAUGGUUGUUUCAACUUCAGUACUUCUCAUGAGAAAAAAUCUGAAGAGCCAAUACCUAGUGCCGAACUU
Messenger RNA from Cotesia congregata, 867 nucleotides. The record is from the annotation of a GenBank genome assembly. Lineage: Eukaryota; Metazoa; Arthropoda; Insecta; Hymenoptera; Braconidae.